Messenger RNA from Cryptomeria japonica (Japanese cedar), 1464 nucleotides. Its product is annotated as LRR receptor-like serine/threonine-protein kinase GSO2. The coding region runs from base 1 to 1464 and encodes 487 amino acids. Lineage: Eukaryota; Viridiplantae; Streptophyta; Pinopsida; Cupressales; Cupressaceae. Gene Ontology annotation, molecular function: protein binding. The transcript has a single exon. The record is from RefSeq and is a predicted model, not a curated record.
AUGGGAAUUUUCAUCGGGAUUGAUUCGAUUGAACCUGUCACCAUUACUUCAAUCCCACUUCCACUGAAUGUGUUGGAUCUGUCUGCAAAUGAAUUGAAUGGUCCUUUAUUGCUAGGUAUUCAGCAUACAGUAAAUUUAGAGGUGCUCUUACUUUCAGACAACAAAAUUGGAGGAUCAAUUCCAGUUUCCUUAGAGAGACUGACAUCUCUAAAACUUCUAGAUUUGUCAAAUAAUCAGCUGAGAGGACAUAUUGCUGAUAGUUUGUGUGAAUUGCAAUCGCUUGAAGUGUUGCAUUUGCAGAACAACCAUUUAAGUGGACAUAUCCCUGCCGGCCUGGCCAAACUGUCGGCACUUAGAUUUCUCAACCUAGCAAAUAAUGAUCUGGAGGGUGAGAUUCCUAAAGACUUUGGAAACUUAACACUGCUUCUCUCUUUCCAUCUUGGAAAGAAUAAUCUGCAAGGACUCCUUCCUCUGUCCUUAAUAGAACUUUCACAGCUGGAGGUGCUUGACGUGGCAGAAAACAAUUUGACAGGAAACAUUCCAGAUUGGAUUGCUAACUACUCAAAUCUACAAGUUCUUGUUCUGAGAUCAAACAAUUUCAGAGGUAAUCUACCUCUACAGAUCGGCAAAAUAGCGGAGCUUCGAGUCCUCGACCUUUCUUCGAAUCUUUUGACCGGUGAAAUUCCAAAUAGCUACUUAAAUUUCUCAGCCCUCGUCCAUGUAGAGGAAGAUGUGUCUGUGCUUGGAGAAAACCGUGGGGAACGCUACUUCACUAGACAUUAUCGUGGUGGUCAUGCUGUAAGCGACACAGUGCUUGGAGAAAAUAUUGGCAGAAAAUACUAUUUAGAGGACUUAGAUCUAAUUACAAAAGGAUCGGAAAGGUAUUAUGGUUAUGUCUUUUCAAGUAUGACAUGCAUUGAUCUGUCAAACAAUAGAUUAUCGGGCCAUCUUUCAACGGAAAUUGGAAAUCUAAAAGUCUUGAUGUUUCUAAACCUUUCUAGGAACAGUUUCAAUGGUGACAUUCCAGGUAGCAUAGGCAAUCUUAGUCAGUUGGAAUCGCUGGAUCUUUCUCUUAACAGAUUUUCAGGAAAAAUUCCAGUCCAGCUUGGUUCUCUGGAUUAUUUGGGGUAUUUAAAUCUCUCUUACAAUAAUCUGUCAGGGGUGAUACCACAGCAAGGUCUUCAUAUGAUAACAUUUGAUAAAUCAGCAUUUUCAGGAAAUCCAAAUCUCAGGGGAUGCCCUGUUGAAAGCUGGAAGUGUUCUACGCAUCAUUCACCACUUACUCCUCCUACCAUUGAUGUCAAGGAAGAUGCAAAGCAAGGAUUUUCAUGGUAUGAGCUGAGCAUUGGAUGGUCAAUUAUGGCAGGAUUUUUGGCCGUGGUUUUGGUACUCACUUUCAAAGCGAACUGGAGAAAGAAGAUCUUUGACCAGAUGGACUGUGUCAUACAAUCUGUGUUAGGGUAG